This is a messenger RNA of Clunio marinus, 1226 nucleotides long. NCBI's taxonomy places the organism in Eukaryota, Metazoa, Arthropoda, Insecta, Diptera, Chironomidae. The record is from the annotation of a GenBank genome assembly.
UCUCAGUUCCGUCAAAAGCGUUAAAGUUAGCUGUUGGGUAUUCCACAAAGCUCUCAGAAAAUUACCUAAUUUAAUAUAAAAAGUUAGCAUUUUACUUGUAUCAUAUUGAUCAUUUAAUUUGAUUGUGUAAUCGAUCGUUAAAGUUCUAUAUCAAAUUAUUAAUCAUGAGAGAAAUUGUGCAUUUACAAGUUGGCCAAUGUGGAAACCAAAUAGGAUCAAAGUUCUGGGAAAUUAUUUCGGAUGAACAUGGAAUCGAUCCAAAUGGCCAUUAUCAUGGUGACACCGAUCUUCAAUUGGAACGCAUCAACGUGUAUUACAAUGAAGUAAAUGGUAACAGAUAUGUGCCACGUUCAGUUCUUGUCGACUUGGAACCAGGUACGAUGGACUCAGUUCGUUCGUCACCAUAUGGAAAACUUUUCCGUCCCGACAACUUCGUCUUUGGACAAAGUGGUGCUGGUAACAAUUGGGCGAAAGGCCAUUACACAGAAGGUGCUGAACUUGUUGAUUCCGUUUUGGAAGUUAUUCGUAAAGAAUCAGAGGGAUGCGAUUGUCUUCAGGGCUUUCAGUUGACCCAUUCACUUGGAGGUGGAACUGGUUCAGGAAUGGGAACAUUAUUGAUUGCUAAGAUUCGCGAAGAAUAUCCCGAUCGUAUUCUCAGCACUUACAGUGUUAUUCCAUCACCGAAAGUAUCCGAUACUGUCGUUGAACCUUAUAACGCAACACUCUCAGUUCAUCAAUUGGUUGAGAACACUGAUGAGACUUUCUGCAUUGACAAUGAAGCUUUAUAUGAUAUUUGCUUCCGUACAUUAAAGUUGACAUCACCAUCAUAUGGAGACUUGAAUCAUUUGGUUUCAGUCACAAUGUCGGGUGUAACUACAUGCUUACGUUUCCCCGGUCAAUUGAAUGCUGAUUUAAGAAAAUUAGCUGUGAACAUGGUUCCAUUUCCACGUCUUCAUUUCUUCAUGCCUGCAACAUUCAUCGGCAACUCAACUGCUAUUCAAGAAAUUUUCAAGAGAAUUUCAGAACAAUUUACUGCAAUGUUCCGUCGAAAGGCUUUCUUACAUUGGUAUACUGGUGAGGGCAUGGAUGAAAUGGAAUUCACAGAAGCUGAAAGCAAUAUGAACGAUUUGGUGUCAGAAUACCAGCAAUAUCAAGAAGCAACAGCUGACGAAGAUGUUGAAUAUGAAGAUGGAAUCAUCGAGGAGGAACAUGAACAACAAGAGUAA